Messenger RNA from Arctia plantaginis, 1275 nucleotides. NCBI's taxonomy places the organism in Eukaryota, Metazoa, Arthropoda, Insecta, Lepidoptera, Erebidae. The record is from the annotation of a GenBank genome assembly.
AAAAUAAAAGAUAUCAAACUAUCACCAGACCGGAAAGGGUUAAGGAAAACUCUUUGGUUGUUGUCUACGUCGAGGAAUGCAAUAAUUGUGAUCAGCUGCUCCGUAAUAGCUUUUUUGUUCGAGAAGUACUCCACUCAACCUUUCAAACUCACUGGAGUUGUUAAAGAUGGUCUGCCUUCUUUCCGCCUGCCUCCAUUCACGACUGAGCUACCCGACGGCAGACACGUGAGCUUCAUAGAGAUGUGUUCUGAUCUCGGAUCUUCCAUAUUCAUAGUGCCUGUUAUAGCGGUACUUGGCAAUGUUGCCAUUGCCAAGGCUUUUGCGAGUGGGCAGUCAGUGGAUGCGACUCAGGAGCUCAUAACAAUAUCGUUGGCAAAUAUUUUCGGCUCAUUUGUCGGAGCGAUGCCUAUUACUGGCUCUUUCUCAAGAAGUGCUGUCAACCAUGCCAGCGGAGUUGCAACACAGUUCGGCAGUAUAUAUACAGGUGUCUUAGUAUUGUUGGCGCUCAGUUUGCUGACACCCUACUUCUAUUUUAUUCCUAAGGCCUCGCUUGCCGCCGUCGUUAUUUGUGCUGUGAUAUUUAUGAUAGAAUAUGAGGUAGUAAAACCAAUGUGGCGCUCUCGUCGUGCAGAUCUCGUCCCCGCUUUUGCAACGUUCGCCUUGUGCCUGGGAGUAGGCGUCGAACUGGGUAUUUUGGCGGGAGUUGCUGUAAACGUCAUCUUACUGUUAUAUCCUAGUGCUAGACCACAGCUAGAAGCUGAAAUUAUUACGAGCUCUUCGGGCUUCAGCUACGUGAUGGUGACUGUGGGAAACAGCCUCUACUUCCCCGGAGUCGAGUACAUCAGGCAGUACAUAGAACGAGCCGCCAAGAAGCAAGGCGGCUGCAGUAUGCCAGUCGUUAUUGAUUGUCGAUAUGUACUGGGCGCGGACUUCACGGCGGCGAAGGGCAUCUGCGCGCUGUCGAGCUCGCUGGCGGCGCGCGGCCAGCCGCUCGUGCUGCUGGCGCCGCGCGCCGCCGUCGCCUCCGUCUUCAGCGGCGCCGGCUCCAACGUCGUGCUCGUGCUCGCCCACACCGACCUCGACUCCACCUUGUACGAUCUCACUGGUCACAUACCUAUGGUGAUAACGAACAAAGAGCACACACCGCCUCCAAACUACAACUCGUUGAAGCAAAACGACGAUGACGUCACAGAAAUAGUGAUAUCAGACGAACAAAAUAAUAUUCCCCUUCUUUAUAAGAACGGAACUGACAGGACAAUCAACAAGGACACGUGA